This is a messenger RNA of Scutellospora calospora, 138 nucleotides long. NCBI's taxonomy places the organism in Eukaryota, Fungi, Glomeromycota, Glomeromycetes, Diversisporales, Gigasporaceae. The record is from the annotation of a GenBank genome assembly.
CGACGACAACGACGAUUUACUACCGACCUACCAAGGCCUUACGAGGAAACAAAAAAGAAAGAGACUUCUACGUUUGGAAACGUCCUUUUUAUUCACCAAUAUACCGCAAACAGGAAAACGCCGAAACGUUCAUUAUAA